Diabrotica balteata is the source of this 2384-nucleotide messenger RNA. NCBI's taxonomy places the organism in Eukaryota, Metazoa, Arthropoda, Insecta, Coleoptera, Chrysomelidae. The record is from the annotation of a GenBank genome assembly.
GUUUUCAUUUAGAUUAGAUCCCAGGUUCUCCAUAUUAACCAGUUAUUUUGUUUACAAUAAUGGAUACAAAACAUCAUAAAAUGCCCAAAGUGGCAAAGGUGAAGAACAAAGCUCCAGCUGAAAUUCAAAUCACUGCGGAACAGCUUUUAAGAGAAGCUAAAGAGCGAGAUUUAGAAAUUUUGCCUCCUCCUCCCAAACAGAAAAUCUCAGAUCCAGCUGAAUUAGCAGACUAUCAAUUACGAAGGAGAAAACAAUUUGAAGAUAAUAUAAGAAAAAACCGAACUGUUAUAUCUAACUGGAUUAAAUAUGCUCAGUGGGAAGAAUCCCAAAAAGAAAUACAGAGAGCCCGAUCAAUAUGGGAGAGAGCUCUUGAUGUUGACCAUAGGAAUAUUACCAUUUGGUUGAAAUAUACUGAAAUGGAAAUGAGAAGUAGACAGGUUAAUCAUGCUAGGAAUCUAUGGGACAGGGCCACAGUUCUUUUGCCAAGAGUUAAUCAGUUUUGGUACAAAUACACUUAUAUGGAAGAAAUGUUAGAAAAUGUACCAGGUGCUAGAGCAGUUUUCGAAAGAUGGAUGGACUGGCAACCUGAUGAACAAGCCUGGCAAACCUAUAUUAACUUUGAACUCCGCUACAAAGAGAUUGAUAGAGCCAGACAAAUAUAUGAAAGAUUUGUCAUAACACAUCCCGAAGUAAAACAUUGGAUAAAAUACGCCCGCUUUGAGGAAAACCAUGGCUUCAUACACUCAUCUAGACAGAUAUAUGAGAGAGCAGUACAAUUCUAUGGAGACGAGCAUUUAGAUGAGAAACUCUACAUUGCGUUUGCCAAGUUUGAAGAAAAUCAAAAGGAGCAUGACAGGGCGAGGGUAAUAUACAAGUAUGCUCUCGAUCAUAUACCUAAAGAUGAAACUAAGGAACUCUAUAAGGCGUAUACAAUACACGAGAAAAAAUAUGGCGACAGAAGUGGUAUCGAAGAAGUUAUUAUGUCAAAACGAAAACUUCAAUAUGAGCAAGAAAUACUACAAAAUCCAACCAACUAUGAUGCAUGGUUUGAUUACCUUCGAUUAGUGGAAGGAGAAGGUGAUCUCGACAUUACACGAGAAACCUAUGAAAGAGCUAUUGCUAAUAUUCCUCCAACAAAAAACAAGCAGUUUUGGAGGAGAUAUAUUUAUUUAUGGAUUAAUUAUGCGAUAUUUGAAGAACUUGAGGCUAAAGAUUAUGAAAGAACUCGCCAGGUUUAUAAGGCUUGCUUAGAAAUACUUCCUCAUAAGAUAUUUACUUUUUCAAAAAUAUGGUUGCUCUUUGCUCAAUUUGAAAUUCGUCAGAAGAACUUAACUACAGCAAGAAAAAUUCUUGGAAUGUCAAUUGGUAUGUGCCCUCGAGAUAAACUUUUUAGAGGAUACAUUGAUUUAGAGAUCCAAUUAAGAGAGUUUGACAGAUGCAGAAAAUUAUACGAAAAAUUUCUUGAGUUUGGACCAGAAAAUUGCAUUACCUGGAUGAAAUUUGCCGAAUUGGAAACACUUUUGGGAGAUAUUGAUAGAGCUAGAGGUAUAUUUGAAUUGGCGAUUAAUCAAGCAAGACUUGACAUGCCAGAAUUAUUGUGGAAAGCUUACAUUGACUUUGAAAUAUCACAAGAUGAACCGGAUAAUGCAAGACAGAUAUAUGAAAGACUAUUGGAAAGAACCUCCCACGUUAAGGUUUGGCUAUCGUAUGCUAAAUUUGAACUUAACAAUCCAACAGAAGAUGAAUUAAAUGUUCGGUUAGCUCGAAGAAUCUUUGAAAGGGCCAAUGAAAAUCUAAAGAGCUUUCCGGAGAAAGAAGCAAGAGUGCUACUAUUGGAAAAUUGGAGGGAGUUUGAAAAUAAUCAUGGAGACGAAUCGAGUAAAGAAAAAGUUAAUGCCAAAGUACCAAGAAGAAUCAAAAAGAGGCAGAAAGUUGUUGAUGAAGACGGUGUGGAACAAGGAUGGGAAGAAGUAUUUGAUUACAUAUUCCCCGAAGACGAGGCUAGUAGACCCAACUUGAAACUUCUUGCAGCUGCUAAGAACUGGAAGAAAAAAGCGGAGGAUGGAGAUGAAAAAGAAAAUACUAAUAUUGUUGUUAAAAGUAGCAGUGAUCGAAUAAGAGAAAAGUUGCUAGCGUCGGCUAAAAAUUGGAAGAAAAAACAAGAUGGACUUCAGGAAAACAAUCCAGAAAAAAAUUCAAGUGAAGAUAAACAAGAAGAUGAUAACCCAAUCCUGGAACAAGAAACUGAAUCUAAUGACUUGGAUAAUGAAAAUCGAAACUCCAGUAACGAAAAUGAUAACAAUGAUGAUUCCUCUUAAAAAGUAUUUAUUUAUUCUAUAGUAAAUGACUGUACAUAUUGUUUUUGAUAAAAUCCUUUUAUAUUU